Messenger RNA from Metarhizium brunneum ARSEF 3297, 828 nucleotides. RefSeq lists its product as uncharacterized. The record is from RefSeq and is a predicted model, not a curated record. NCBI's taxonomy places the organism in Eukaryota, Fungi, Ascomycota, Sordariomycetes, Hypocreales, Clavicipitaceae.
AUGGCCUCCAACAAAUCUCCCAAAAAUUGGGUCCUAACGACUUCACCAAGCUAUUCUCUGGGGGGAGCUCUUUCUUUGGGGCAGGUCUUGACCAAUCCCUAUGAUGCCUCCAGUGGCCUUGUAUCCAGCAAUUUGCUCUCCGUCCCAGAGGGCACACUUCGCGACGAGACCAGCUGGAAAGACGUCAAUGAGCAGUUUACCAAUGCCAUUGGCGCUAAAUUUCACGCCUUGUUCAACGAUGCGUCUGGUCUUGUGGCUGGUGCCCAUGCCAACGCAAACCACCACCGCCAUGACAGGUCCAAUUAUCGCAUAAGCAAAAUACGCAGCAUCAUGUUUCAGCCCUCUGUCUCUUAUGCCAAGCAACUACUCGAAAUCGACCAUGUACCCACGAAGAAACCAUGGUUUGGUCAAACACGGUUGUACAUGGUGACUGGCCUGCGGAUUGCUGAAGGGGUGAGUCUGGACGCAACCGCUUCUAGAGCCAGCCACGUUGGCGCGGGUGCUGCAGGCGACUUUUCUCUGGUGGGAGCACCCAUAAGGACCGGCCUAGGUGGCCACAGGGAUACCAUGACUGAGAAUCAUAAAUCAGUGGCAGACAUUUCUUCGUUUGUAUUUGCCUACAGGCUCCAUGAGAUCAUCUGGACGGGUAUACUCAAAAAACCCUCACUGGAAUCCUUCAGUCGUGGUAGUACUCAUUCCGUCGAGCCAGAUUGGGCAGACCGGGUAGAUCCUGGGCUUGCCGAGAUGACGGGUUUCCAGAUAGAUAAAGUGGCUGAUCAGCCUUUUGAUGGAGAAGGCUAUGACAACAAGGAACGGAUGACUGAAUGA